UGGCUAAAAUGCAUCGUGAUUGGCUGUUGCGUUUAUAUUCAAGUUGUCAAAUGUUAAACGACCGUUAAGAAAGCGAUUGUGUGCUAAACAUUGUCAGGGCAAUAUCAAAAAUCGCGUACACGGAAUUUCAACGAAACAAAAUCAUUUUAUUUAGUUUAGUAUUACAUUAUUAGUUUUGUGGUGUUGUAGUGUUAUAAAAUUUACAUUUAACGCGAGUUGAUGCUUGAAAGAAGCCGUGUUUUGUGUCGUUGAACAACAUGCAAUGUGAAUUGUAUAUUGUAUUAUAUUGUGUUUGAUUUGUGUAUGAAACAUUUCACAAUAUCACAUCGUGUUUGCAAUUGUUGCGUUUAAUAAAACUAUCAACAAGUUUGUGAUAAUAAUUGCGAAAAUAUCAUGAGAAUGUCAAGUCCACAAAGUAUCAAUAGCUCUGUUUCUGAAGAAACUGACGUGAUGCUUCGAGAGACCACUGCGUCCCUUCAUAAUUCGUCACUUGUGUUAUUUCCUCGUUUUAAGAGUUACGGCGACAACUCUGUAUCAAAAAGUGUGGAGCAUGAGGUGAAGAUUCGAUUCGCCUGCGAGUUCGUCGACGUUGGAUCGAUCAUCUACUCGACUCCGGAAAGUCUGUCCUCUGCAAGCAGUUUUCAGAGUCUCAGCAUUUUAAGCACAGAGUAUCUGUACAGAUUUCGUGUCUCGAAAUCCUAUUUAAAAGACCGGUUGUGGAGAGAGAUAUAUCUAAACAGCGACGAUUAUUAUAUUAUAUAUUAUUUAGAUAAUAUUCUUCAGAACACACAAGAAUUGAGUCAAAAUCGAACUUUCCAGCAAUUUGCUGCUAAACAGUUCGCCAAUGAUAUUUUUAAAUCUUCAUUGGAAUUCUCAGAAGAAAACGAGGCUUUCAUCAGCACGACAUUUGAAAUCUCCGAAGAUCUCACGAGCUUCAAUUUUUUACUAAAUUACGGUAAUUUGGAAAUUAUCAGUCGUCUAAGGACUGUAUUCCUGUAUAUAAAAUUGGUAGCGGAUACCAAUAUGUUACCGCAAGGAAAUACACCAUCGGCAAACGAAGAACAAAACGGGGAAAGUGAAAGCAUACCAGCGAAUAUUGAUACUCCUAAACGUAAUCCUGCCAUAGCAGCUAUAGAUAGGCUACUUUUUUAUAGUCCUGUUUCUACAAAUAUGACUCAGAAAACAGAUGAACUUCAAGAAAAAAUGGCAAACAAACCUACAGAAGAAUCGGAACCACACACACCAUUUAUCAUCGACGUUAAUAUGAGUAAGGAAUUAGAAUUAGUAAGAUCAACUGUAUUGCAUUUAGAAGAAAAAUUAGAAAAACAAAAGAAAGAAUACGAAGCCGAAUUAGAAAAGCAAAAGAAUGCUUUUCAAGAGAAAAUUAACAAAUUACAAGCACAAAUAGCGCAAGAGAUAAAAAGUAAAUCUCAAAUGACAGUCGUAGUCGAAGAAUAUGAAAAGUCGAUUAGUCGUCUGCUUACAGAGAGAGAAAGAGAUCGUACGAAUUUCGAACAAGAAAAAGCAAAACUCCAAGAGGAAUUGCAAGCUACAAAUGUUCAUUUAAGCAACACAGAAGCCGCUUUCAACGAUGUUCAUCAAAAGUAUGAAAGGCUUAAAGGAUUCGUAUCCGUAUAUAAAAGUAAUGAAACAGUACUGAAAGAAAGUAUUCAAGAGAAUAUGGAAACAAUAAAGGGUUUGGAAACGCGAUAUGAUCAACUGAAAAAUCAUGCGAAAACCGAACUUGAGAAAGCUAACUUUGAAUUGGAUGCUAUACGAAAACAGCAUGAAGAUGAAACGGUAAAACUUCAUGCGUUAGUAAGGAAAGCGGAACUAAAGAGUAACUCUUUGGCCGAAUUGGUAGAACAGAAAACUAAAGAAAAUAAGGAAUUAACGCAAAUAUUGGACGAAGUAAUUGCUAGGGUGGGUCAUCAAAAUGUGGAUUAAAAAGCGGAGAUAUACACAAGUAUCGCGGAUGCAACGCGAUUAGUCUUUAUUUUUUUACUCGGCUCUUAACGUUUUAGACACAACCAUGCGCUAGCAAUAAUGAUUGCUAGACAGAGUGUGGUCGAAAGUUAUAUAUAAGCAGACAAGAAAUGAUUCUUUACAAAUAAAAAGAAAAAUGUGCAAUAAAAUUUUUUUAUUUGAAGUUUCGUUUUCGAGAAACUUAAAUUUGAAAAUUUCUUAAGUACAUAUGAAUUGGUUAAUUAUUGACUGAAUACGAUUUUAUUAUUCUAAAUGGAAAAAUGUAGAAUACAUUUUUCUCGUUUAAGAAAAUGAAUAUUAUUUAGUUGACUUUGUUAUACUAUGAAUAUAUUUAGUUGAGAACUGACUUGACAUAUGCAUACCACGCGCGAAUAUUUGAUGUUCAAAUUUAAUUUCUUGACAAAUAAAAUGUAUGAAAUAAUAGUAA
Frieseomelitta varia is the source of this 2413-nucleotide messenger RNA. Its product is annotated as transforming acidic coiled-coil-containing protein 3-like. NCBI's taxonomy places the organism in Eukaryota, Metazoa, Arthropoda, Insecta, Hymenoptera, Apidae. Gene Ontology annotation, biological process: mitotic spindle organization; cell population proliferation. Gene Ontology annotation, cellular component: cytoplasm. The record is from RefSeq and is a predicted model, not a curated record.